AUGGAAACUAAGGAAAAGGCAGUUGAAGGCACGAAAGAAAGCUGCAGAAGGCUUAUUACAACAGACACCUCCAGAUUCGCCUACAUUCGAUUAAAAAUGUACAAGAUGGAACUCCGCCACCAUCGCCAUCGUCCCGAGAUCGAUCCUCACGAAUUACGCCGCCACCCUGUUUUAGACCUUCACCAGGUCUUCGAAAUACAGUACGCUGUUCUCCACGUUCUUUUUGAUGCAAAUAAGAAUGAACUUCUCCCAGACCUGACUAAUGAAGAUGCUCUGCCAGAAGAUUUAGAAGCACACAUGAUUGAUGUCAUGGCUUCUGAUACUUUGACUUUAGAUUUGGAAAUUAUAUCUGAUGACGACACACCAUUAGUAUCUUUAAAAAUUACCAAACAGUUACAGGAAUUGACCAAUAGACGCCAAAAUAUAAACAGUAAAAUUUAUAAUUCUGAAUCAGAUAAAAGCUAUUCAUCUGAUAAAGAACCUAGUGCCAGCUAUGACAUUAAUGCAAAGAUAGGACGCGGUGACUUUCUAUUAGUUAAAUUGUAUGUAGAUGCAUCUAAAAAUAAAUCCUACACCUAUGCUUGCAAAACAUUAACAGAAAUUGAGGACGACGGAGAAAUACAAGUAAUGUUUUUACGAGUGGUAGAUGAAAACGCCAAACGUUUUCGUUUGGAUAAAAAGGAUAUUUCAUACGUUAAUCAUGAAAAUAUUGUCAAAAAAUUACCUGUACCUGCACUUGUUAAGAAAGGUGAACAGAAGAAACUUAUAGGUUUUGAUUACGUUCCCAGUGACUUGGACGCGGUUCCCACAUACCUCUCCGGAACGAAGGCACGCCGAGGGGUUUUUAGUGCACAUAACAUCAAGGAUUUAACGAGUGCACAUCGCCCACUGGGUGGCUCCAAGGAUGCAAGAUUCAAUUUGUCUUAG
This is a messenger RNA of Diatraea saccharalis (sugarcane borer), 927 nucleotides long. NCBI's taxonomy places the organism in Eukaryota, Metazoa, Arthropoda, Insecta, Lepidoptera, Crambidae. The record is from the annotation of a GenBank genome assembly.